Molecule: messenger RNA, 1385 nt
Organism: Echinops telfairi (small Madagascar hedgehog)
Lineage: Eukaryota; Metazoa; Chordata; Mammalia; Afrosoricida; Tenrecidae
Gene: MMADHC
Product: metabolism of cobalamin associated D
Exons: 8
Coding region: 164-1054 (296 amino acids)
Biological process (GO): cobalamin metabolic process
Cellular component (GO): mitochondrion
Source: RefSeq, a predicted model, not a curated record
CGCGCUAGCCCCACCAAACUCGCCCGCCUUCGGGCUGCAGCUCUCGGGGGUGGCCCUGCUCCCCCCGGGCUCCGCUCGCCGCCCCGCAACCAUCCUGGCGUUCUGGCUGUAGGGAUAACUUUUCAAAAGGAGAGCUGUUUUGCGGCUGCCCUCUCUGCUAGACAUGGCCAAGAUGCUCUGUAACAGAGCCAGGCUGGUUUCCUACCUCCCAGGAUUUUACUCUUUAGUUAAAAGAGUGGCCAGUCCCAAAGCCUUUUCAACUGCAGGGUCUUCCGGUUCUGAUGAGUCUCAUGUGGCCACGGCACCUCCAGAUAUAUGCUCGCGGACAGUAUGGCCUGAUGAAACUAUGGGACCGUUUGGACCUCAGGACCAGCGAUUCCAGCUUCCAGGGAACAUAGGCUUUGAUUGUCACCUCCAUGGGACAACUACACAGAAGAAAAACCAAGUUCAUAACAUUGUGCCGGAUGUGAUAGCAGAACCUUCAUCAAGUGAGAGGCACGAGUUUGUGAUGGCUCAAUAUGUUAAUGAAUUCCAGGGUAAUGAUGUACCUGUUGAACAAGAAAUUAACAGUGCAGAAACUUACUUUGAAAGUGCCAAAGUAGAGUGUGCAAUCCAAACAUGCCCAGAAUUGCUGCGAAGAGAUUUUGAAUCCUUUUUUCCUGAAGUGACUGCCAACAAAUUGAUGAUUAUGACUGUAACACAGAAAACUAAGAAUGACAUGACUGCUUGGAGUGAGGAAGUAGAAAGUGAAAGAGAAGUGCUCUUAGAAAAGUUCAUCAGUGGUGCGAAGGAAAUUUGCUACGCUCUUCGAGCAGAAGGUUACUGGGCUGACUUUAUUGACCCGUCGUCUGGUUUGGCAUUUUUUGGACCGUAUACAAACAACACUCUGUUUGAAACUGAUGAGCGCUAUCGAAAUUUAGGAUUCUCCGUGGAUGAUCUUGGCUGCUGUAAAGUGAUUCGUCAUCGUCUCUGGGGCACCCAUGUGUUUGUAGGCAGCAUCUUCACGGAUGCAGCACCAGACAGCCAUAUAAUGAAGAAACUACGUGGCAACUGAUGACAGUGUUGUCAUUGUAUUCACUGUACGAUUUGUACAUAAACAUUUGGGUUAAUUUGUAAACUGUCAAAAACUUCAGUUUUUAAAAUAUACAUAUUUCUAGGUAUUUAUUUCAACAUUCACUUACAACAUGGACAAGGGAUUUGUGCCUAUGGAAUCACAGGUGUUGAUUAUUAUCUUUGAAUACAUGUUGAGCACAUCCACAUUUUAUAGACUGUGGUUAUUAACAUGUAACCAGGAUAUGAUCUCAUAUUCUUAUUUCUCCCUCUUACUGGAAAAAUCUGUUUUAAUUGUUUUUCUCCAAAAAUAAAUCAUAUUUGGUUGAUAUGCA